Molecule: messenger RNA, 6698 nt
Organism: Acanthaster planci (crown-of-thorns starfish)
Lineage: Eukaryota; Metazoa; Echinodermata; Asteroidea; Valvatida; Acanthasteridae
Molecular function (GO): protein binding
Source: RefSeq, a predicted model, not a curated record
ACAAUACGAACAGAAAAACCUAUGCACUGAGCUAUAUCUUCCUCAGUUGUCCAGAAAAGUAUGGAUAAUUCUAAAAGUAUUCAAAAGUGCACUUUUUGAUACCUUCGCAGAAAUACUGUGUCAAAGAAAUGUUCAUUGCAGCUCCACUUAAACAUAUAACCGUAAAUGCUUUGAAAUACAAAGUACACUAUAACAACACUUAUAAAAGAAAUUUACAGGAAAUAUUCUUUUUCAGAGUUGUGCCAAAAUUACACGAAGUACACACUUUUUGCAUUACUUUGCGAGUUGUCAAUCAACAAAAACGAUUAGCAGCAAACAAAAGGGAGAUGUUACUGUUUUUUUGGACCGGGGCAGUCUGAAAUUGGGAGUGUAUGGGGUCCGUAGGCUGCAUUGCGCAUGCCUGCCUGGACAAACGCAUAGCAAAGUUUGGUCAAGUGUUAGGAAUAGGCUCAAGAUAUGGUACAACAGACUCCAUUUUGUUUCAAAGGGUUCGCAAGUUCACGUGAUAUUGACACCGGUUGCAGUUGACGUGUUAUGCACAUGUGGCUUCUUUUUUCUAGGAAAUACCAAACCGGCAAACACCGGGACGUUCGCCCUAAAUAGCAUGACGAAGUUCCAGAAAUGGGACCGGCAGUAGUCUUAUGGACUGUAUUGUUAUUCAAAUCUGAGCCAACCACGGAAAUGUCAAAAAAUCAUCAUACGUGGAGUUAGCCGGUUUCAAUAACGUGCACAGCAAAUGCACGCACGAUCCGGACUCUUCAAGUCGUUCAUUAUGUGGUUAUGUGGCUUCAGGGUGUAGAAUAAUAUGCACUGCACUGAAUUACUAGAAUAAUGUGAACGAAUCAAAGCGAAUUAUCAUUACUUAUUUAUAGCCAGUGUCAUAAAUUUGCGAAGAUAUUCGUACAGUGCGACAUCUUAGUUCCAUGGGUUAUAAUUCGUUCGCAGUCCACAGCCAUAAGAAACUGUUGAAAAGCCACAACCCUACAAAAUCUACACAUUGCAACUGCACUUCGUUAUACAAGCCUACCAUAUGGAGGCACACCAGGAUUGUGCAUAUUGGGAACUUGAGCUACGAGAAGACAAAAGAGAAGAGACGUAAGUACCAGCAGCUUCGACAACAGCCAUAAAUCCAGAUGAGAAAGUCAUAAAAAAUUAUGAAGAAGACUCGGUGAUUUAACUGAAUAUUUCGCGAUCCAUACGGCCCUUCAAGGUUGCCUAAUUGACAGUGACAAUGCUGGUUAUGAAAGUUCAAUAUGUCCUUUAACGGGUCAAAAGUAUGUCGCGCUGUCAGCUUAUAUCCCGGACAGUGUCCUCCUAUCAUUUUUCAUAUCAGUGUGGUUUUUAACGGGGCUACAUCUGAAAGGGCGCCUCCUAUUUCCAUAAGUCUGGGGCGACGGCGAGUACAGUGCCGUCGCCGCGACGACGAAACGUAAUUUUAUGUCCUCUUUAGAACACCAUAGUUUUGUUCAAAUUAACUGGAUGAGAGCAAAUCUGCCACCAAAUGUACGACGUGUAAUACCUGUAACUACAUGCUGCGGUUCCAACAGAGCAGAAUAUUCCACAUUGACUUUUCUGUCCAAAAAUUAUAUCCAUUUGAAAUUAUAGUCUAACAUUCUUUCAGCUAUGAUCCCGUAAUUACUGAAGACCUUCAACCAAUUAAACGUGAUGGUACAGGUAGAAAGUGUCAACUACAGAUUAAAGAAGAGCUUGAAUGGCAUAAACAUUAUACAAAAACCUCUUCGCUGAAAAAGUAAUCAAUCUAAAUAAGCAACAGCCACCGUCCAUCUCUCCACAGUGGGGCAGUCACAUCGAAUUUUGCAACCUCCAGCUUGUAAUAUUAACAUGAAUGAGACAGUCGUGUGUUUCAUUGAUAUUUUGUUGCAUAAACCGACGAAAUUAACGUGAUUACAGCGACUAGGAAACAUCGAAGCGAAACUCCAGGGAAGGGCUUCAGUGGAACUUUGAUUGAAAUUUUGCUCCUGAUUCACUGCCACUGACGGUCAAAAUAAAGCUGGGCUUACAUUUUUGGGAAAGGGUUGCUCGUUUCCAUGAACUUACACGGCAAUGAAUCAGCAGAGAAAACGAAACUUUGGUAAGUAAAUUAUAAAAACAAUCAGCAAUUCUAUUUGUGCACAACUUAUCAAUGCGGCACUGAGGUUUUUUCAGGAAAGACGUCACAAUUCUGCUGAAUCAGAUGAAUGUGUAAACUCGUUAGCAUAAACCAAAAACGGGCACCAAAAUAGGCUAUACCCUACAGCAAGACAGAAAAAGAACGAAAAAAAUUUGGUGCAUUCAUCAAGGGCUGUAUUUUAGGAAAAAAACCCGUUGUACACCGCAUUACCCUUUAAUUGAAUAUCGGGAGAAAUUCCCUUCAUCAACCUUGCUCAUCCUUGAACAGCGGACAACCACAGAAAUCCGUUGUUAUUCGUGUAAGCUGUAUUGUUUAGUUAAAGCUUUCGUCACUGGGAUAUUUUGGUCUGCAUUUCUACAGUACAAGUAAAUUUUCUCAUGGCAACAUGUGCGCCCUGCAUUUUCUGUUUUAAAUUUCCUGGUUCCGCUAUACUGAGAAUUCAAACAUCAGUGAGGCUUUGUUUUCCCAGCAACCACUACGACAAACACUAGGCCUACAAAUCAACACAGUUCAACACGCGACAGACUCGCCUGCCCGAACGGCCUUCACUACUUCUCCAUUAUUUUCACAUCGACUUUCGAGCACCUGGUGGCUGAGAAACAAUGGAAAAAGGAACACUGUCUAAACGGGCUUUGCUCGGUUUCCCUGCGUUCCUCGUGGUUCAACUGAUCCUCGAAGGAAUUCUGUUGAGGUCGUGUUCAGCUUUGGAGCGCGAUCUUCCUGAAGAGUUGAAUAUCACUAAGAUAAGAAAACGUUUUUGUGGAAGGUGCGUCAGGAGGUCUUUUUUAUGCAAUCCCCAAAAUCCUCAAGUGUGUCGGAUGUGUCGGGAAAUCUGUAGAACCGACUCGAAAUUAAGAUGCUGGAAUGACACGGAUUAUACAUGUGGAGACAGGGCGUUGGAAACAGUGUGUGGCUACCUAGACGCUGUGGUUUGUAAAAAUGAGAGCGCUAACGAGACAUGCGUUUACGAGCUCUGUUCUGAGAAAAAGCCUGUCUGUACUACAUCGGAACAGGAAUCGAAUCCUGAGUGGGCUCAGAAGAAGAGUAACAGGCCUUGGUGUAGGACCACUACACAGCCACCACAAACACGUGGGCCUGCUGCUACGACGACUGCCCUUGCGUGCGUCUUAUCUCUGGUGCUUUUUCUGGUCCUUGCUGGGGCCGUGGUUUGGUAUCUUAGACGGAGAGGAAACCUGCCGGCUUUCAAGAAGACGCCCCUGAACCCAGCUAACGAGUCUGAUACUGAAAUGGAUACAAAGGUUUCUCACAGACCACCCCUGCCAGAUCCACCGGCCCUGGGCAGUCAGGAAUAUUCAUAUACGUACGGGAAGACACCAGGGGGGCAAACCGAGCCCGGCACUGGGGCAGCCAAUCCAAUCGAGGAAGACGACGACGAAUAUCAUUACUACUCCAGACUAAAUAACGAAGGUGAAGGAGAGAGCUUGCGCUAUGUGGAAGGCGGACCAAGGGCUGGGAAACCGUCCAAUACGGAGUCUCCUAACAACCAUAAUUAUUCUGUUUUGGAAAGAUCUGACGAUGAUGGGGAAAAGAUUGCGGAAGACAUCGGCAAUGACGAAGCCCAUUCGUCCCCAGGGGAAGACAAUCACAGUUAUUUCCCACUGCAGAAACCACCUAACCGCCCCUCUGAGAGCGAGAAGUCUGAUGGUUUAGAUGACCAGGCACAUUUCCCGUUGCAGAAUAGGCCCAAGCUCCAGUCCGGGGACGAGAAUUCCGGGUACCAGGCUGUGACAAUAUCUUCCAAAGCAGGCGGCGACAAUGAAGAGGCCUCGUCCCCAUACGACCACCUUCACCGAGUUGAAGGCAAACAGUCCGCAGACGGCGACCAGUCUGAUGAAGGCUUUCCUGAUUACCAUCAUUUGGAGAACUAAAAGUGGGACCUCGGGCCCAAUUUGAUCAUAAAAACAGUUUUAUGGAGAGAAUUUUUGGCAAGUUUGAACAAGAUGGUUCUAGAAAAUCAGUGUAUGUAUCAAUGAAAACGUGAUGAUGCUUUUGAUGCCAUAACAAUCGUACAGUUGUAUAAUUCAUUGUACAUGAUAACAGUUGUCAUGUGUCGAUGGCGUCUUAUUUCAACAGGUCUUAUGUGAAAGAUUUUCCCAUAAGAAAUAAUUGAAAUGAAACAAGGUGUCAUUUUUAAUGUCCAUAAUAUUUUUCUUUUCAAGAGAAAAACAGUAUGCGUCAACCUAAAAGAGCAGGGGCGGAAUCUGCCCCCAUUUUUCGGAUAUCGCCGCAGUGCAUAGUUUCAGGAGUUGAACACUGAGGAGUUUUAGGGUAACUCUUUCCGGUAAUUUUAUAAAUAUGGACAUUUCGUAUACAUAACAACUUCUUCGGUAUCAAAUGUUUCUAAAAUGUAUAGUAAUUAUAUACGUCUUGAGUUAUGCUUUGUGGUUAAGAGCCAUUUAUUCUGUAAACUUACUUAACGAAUAUUGUAUUAAUGGGGCUUCCUUUGGCACAUAGUUUUGCGCGGAAUAUACACAGACAACACAGUAAUAUUGCUAUUAGUCAUUAUAGUUAUAUGAAAUGGACAGGUGAAUAUUGCAUACAUAUCCAAAAUUAAUGUAGCCUAUACUGUCUUCAUACAUUUUAUUGGAUGACCCUUUUAUGUAAUUGACUUGUAAUAAUUUUGUUUUUAGCAUAUGUCAAAAUGUAUGUACGAGAAAAUUUUAAUGAUUGCUUUAGGUUAAAUGAUUAUUAUUUUCAGCGAAUCACCAAAAUUUUCAAAAUUGUUUUUAUCUUUGUAGUCUCUUUAUAAAACAAUUCAAGCGACCCAAAUUUAGUGGUUUUUGCUACAAAUGUACUCCUUCAGUACUUUGCCACGUUUAACAAAUCUGCUUUGGACUUGACACGCAGUUUUUUUCACACUUUCAGGGAAACAUCGCUUACCGUACACUGCAGAAACUUUGUUAAGCCAGUAAGACAGCUUUUUAAAACAUUUUUUAUCAGCUUGACAUGUAAACAUAUUUAAAUGCUAAGCACGUUUAGAUUUUUAAUGGACUAUAUUUAGUCACUGAACAUUAAUGUUUAGGACUUGAACACGAAAUGUUUAGCAUCCAAACAUGUUGGCAAAGUGAUGGCAAAAUUGUGUUUAAAAGCUAAACACACUUUUUAGAGUGUACGAUGGAUUUGGUACUAAACAAAGCACUCCAAGGUCCACUUUAAACAAAAAUCAUCGCUAAACAUAAUCAGGUGGAAAAAGUACUAAUGGAUUAAUGGUACAUGUAUAUAUCAAGGUUUGCUAUCAUAAAUAGAUAACACCUACCCGAUACCAACACCUUCAAAGAUUUCAAAGAGACUGGACGGCAAACACUCAACAUAAUUGUUGCUGAAAAUAGGAAGCCGCGCCAAUAAUACACCAAUAUGUAUUGUCUGAGUUUGGAGUUUCAGUAUCACAGCAUUCAGCUUACUAUAAAAAAUCUUACUACUUGUGUUAUAGAACUAAGAGGAAGAGACACAUCACGGAUCUGGUUUUAAAUCACCCGUAAUUUUACCGAGGGAAGGGAGUGUGAAACUGUGACCAUAAGCGUAAACAUCAAUGGAAGGUUUGGUUUCCUGGAUCAGCCCUAUAUGGAGCCAUGUAUUAAGGCCCUUCAUUCCGCAUAUGCUUGACUAAUAGUACUGUUUGUGAACAAUCCAAUGUAUAGCUGAAAAUAUGUUAUAUCACGAACAUACCCAGAAUUCUUGGACAAUUUCUCUCCGUUUAAUCCAUGAAUGAAAAAAAGCUGUUAAGGAAGUGCAAGCACUGAAAAUAAAAAAAGGUUUAUUUUGGGAAAGGGGAAAUAAAGCCAUUACAUCCUGUGCUAACCUCACGUUUUGACAGUCAAGGAACUGCCAUUACUACAACUUGGAAAAAGUUUCAUCAUUGUUAUUUAAAGCAUGACACUAGUCCAAAGACACAAAGCCAAACAUUUCAACAAAAGGUCGAAGGAUCCGUAAGAUGGGUCACGGGCCUCGUGCCGACACCGAGCCGCAAACGAUCGAAGCCGAUUUACGGAAACUGCGCCCUCAACAGUCACCUCAGCAAGGAAUUUGACCCGUGAUGUGACCUCUCUUUCAUGUGUACAUGUACGUUGCACUGCACUAAUUCAAGCCUCAUUGAAAAUAGUGUAAAAUCAACAAAGUUAAAAGCCCGUUGGGGGCAACCAAAGUCCCUGAGGCCUCUCCCCCAAAAAAGUCUUGUCGAGCCCCUAAUUAUUUCCAUAUUUUAGUAACCACUUUGAGUUUUAAUUACCCUUGUCGGUCCUUCACAUUUCAAUUAUUUUCAAAUUUUAGUAGGUUAUUACUAAUUCGAGUUUUAAUUAUCCACCCAAAAAAGCCUCACUCCCCUGAAGUGAAUGUUCCCAAGUCUGCCAGCAGCCAUUUUUCAAAUGAUAUCCCUCAACCUUCUCAGGCUCUUCAGGCAAUUAUUCACACACAUAAAUGAGAGGAACGUGCGGCUGGGACAAAGUUACAUGGGUCAACUUUACUUGAGGCAGGGUUAGUUUACGUAGUACUGCUUACUCAGUGUGUGCUGUAACGUGGGACGAAAUAAAACCAAACAAUGCUGAAUGGA